CAUCAGUACGGCCAUAACGUUCUACAGUAAAGUAUUCAGCAGCAGAGAUUAACUCCUGCCCUCUCUCACCUGUUAAAUAAAUCACUUUAUAGGUUUCCAGAGUGAAAAGCUCGAUGAGCAGACAGAUACUGUUGGUCAAGCAUGGACCCUGGCUCCGUCUUAUUUGUUCUGGUAUUCGUUUGUUCCAGGGCCCAGCAUAUAGACGCUUCAUCAGCUCUCCUCUACCCGUAUGGGCCGACAACUAAUGACCAAUUCCUGCCAUUUAUUGAUGAUUUCAUAGCAACGUUGCAUUUAACCGUCAAUAUUCCUGUUUUUGGACGUGUUUUCUCUACGUUAUAUAUAAACAGCAAUGGUCUCCUGCAGUUAAAUUAUGAUGCGUCGCUUCAAAAGCCGAGGGAUCUCCCUCUGACCAACGGUGAGGCCUUCAUAGCACCAUUUUGGGCUGACAUGGACCUUUUCAAAGCAGGUGUAAUGUACUACCGGCAAGAUACGAAUGUAGAACUUCUGGAACGGGCAACGUCGGACAUCACAUCAUACUUCUCCAACACAACCUUCUCGGCUCAGUGGGUGCUCGUGGCGACAUGGGAUAAGGUUGCAUCCUAUUAUUACGACGCUAGCCAGUGGAACACAUUUCAGGUCGUCCUGACCACAGACGGGAAUUUCACUUUUGUUCUCUUUAACUACAUUGACAUAAAUUGGCCCCAAAACGCAACGUCUAAAGAGCAGUCGGCCCUGGCCGGUUUAAACAGUGGCAGCAGCAGAGGUUUCUACGAAUUACCCCAGUCACUGACCUCAGACAUCCUGAAUUUGCCCCAGACAAGUAAUGUUAACGUUCCGGGACGAUGGGCCUUCAAGGUCGACAAACUGAUUCCUGAAGACGUCAGCGGGGUUAUUGGUAGGUGAAGCGAUUAUUUAUUGCAACACAUGAAACAUGAAACACAUUUACCCAAAAAAUAGUUUUACUUAAUACCUGCGCAGGAAUAUUAACCCUUACUUAUCUUGCUUCAAUGACUGU
This is a messenger RNA of Spea bombifrons (plains spadefoot toad), 1015 nucleotides long. RefSeq names its product alpha-tectorin-like. Lineage: Eukaryota; Metazoa; Chordata; Amphibia; Anura; Pelobatidae. Gene Ontology annotation, biological process: cell-matrix adhesion. Bases 142 to 903 code for a protein of 253 amino acids. The record is from RefSeq and is a predicted model, not a curated record. The transcript has 6 exons.